CCGACGGGCAGCGCGCGACACCGCCCACCCCGGGACUCUGGUCUUCAGCUUUGUCGGCCAGGAAACUUCCUGAAUAAGACAACAACCACAACGAGCGGAGUUCCGGGUAGAAAACGCUCGCAGCACCCGUCUUAUCUUUUUAUACGACUGAUGGUGCCGUUUUUUUGGUUGUUGUUGCCACCAGAUACUUGGCUAGCUAGCGACAGAGAGCUAACAGUUAGUUAGCUCACGGCGGAGUUGAUCACCUGCUGUUAACUGCUAAUCUCAUGUUAGCGCCAACACUACCUGUGGGUAUACUCUUCAUCAUCACAUCACCCAGCUCCUGGCUUGUCUUCACCCGGGACCAGCCUCCCCCUCCCCCGGUCCCCGUCUGCUCUCAUUCCGUCAGAGUGAUUGAAUGAGGUGAAAGUGGCAUCAGUGGACAAGCACGCAAAUAAAGAGCCAUCGAUUGGUCCAGGAUGACCAUGGACGACAUGAAGAAUGAAGCCGACGCUGCCUCAAUAGUCUCCAUGGCUCUCUACACUGUGAUGUACCCCGUUUUCAACCAGUUGGAGAAAGUCAACUUAUCAGCAGCACAGACCUUGAGAGCAGCCAUUAUAAAGGCAGAGAAGGAGAACCCCGGUCUGACCCAGGACAUUGUUAUGAAAAUACUGGAGAAGAAGAACGUAAAAAUUGACUACCACGAGUCUCUACUUCGCAUGGCUGCAGACGACGUGGAAGAGUUCACGAUUGACAGGCGAGAGCCAGAGUUUCAGGAGCUGAACGAGAGAGCCCGAGCUCUGAAACACAUCCUGAGCACCAUACCAGAUGAGAUCUAUGACCGAGCGGGCUUCCUACAGAGUAUCAAAGACAUCGCCAGUGCCAUCAAGGAGCUGCUGGACAUGGUCAAUACGGUCUUCAGGAAGUACCAGUAUCAGAAUAAACGGGCGCUGGAACAGCAGAAGAAAGAGUUUGUGAAAUACUCCAAGAGCUUCAGUGUCACUCUCAAAACCUACUUCAGAGACGGAAAAGUGAUGAACGUCUUUGUCAGCGCCAACCGGCUCACCCACCAAACCAACAUGAUACUGCAGGCCUUCAAGACCGUGGUGUAGCCCCCAACACACACACACACACACACACACACACACACACGUUUUUAUUAGAGAAUAGGUGAUCCGAGGCUUUGUAAUUUGCAAAGACAUUUUCUUAUUUUGGGCUGUAUAAUUUAUAAUUCUGUGGCUUUGAGGGGAGAUCAGGUAGUUUGAGGUUCAAAGCAGAUCAGUUUGACGGUAAUUGCCAGGGAUUUUUUUAUUCUCUUUUAUGUUGUUCUUUUAUCAGAUUCUCAAGUAGAUAUUUCUUGGUUCCGUUAUAUAUCCCCCUCCUCCUUACUUCAGUGCUGGGUAGUUCUGGAAAAAGUUUUGAAAAAUGAGAUUAUCUGCCAUGUCCUUUCAAAAGCGAUUGAUAAAGUUUUAUAAAGUAAAAUAAGUGGUAUUCCAUCUUCCCACAUUCUUGCACAUUUCUGCACUCAUUUUAUUAUAAUUGUUCUUGUUCAAACAUAAUCUUGAUCCAUGCGGUGGUAUUAUGUACUUGGCAAACUAUGUCCUGCCUCUAUCAGCUGACUGCAAAUUUGAGUUAAAUCUCUGAGGAAAAAGAUCUGGAGUUACUGUGUUCAAUAUUUGCCUUCUCCUUCCUGCACUGUUUGAGUGAGCACUGCUUCUCCUUUCCUAUAAACUUUUGUUUCAGAAAUGUCUUUCAAGUCUUCACGUUUACUGUCCAUUAACUAUAGAUCGUCUCCUAUAGAAAAGGCCACACCGGUGCAAUGACCCCAUCCAACACUGUACUGGACCCUGUCAGCUGUUUCUAACCGUCUUUUCUUCUUGGGACCCCUUUAAACAAUGUCUUCCUGUGGCACGUGGUGCGAGCACUUCAAUCCUUCUCUGAAUGUUUAAUUUAAAAGAUUCUAACAGAACUGGAGUGGUUGGAGGAAUUUUCUGCAGGAAAAAGUAAAAUCAAUUUAUGUUUUUGUCCUUUUUAUUUAUACAAAUUAAAACACUGCAUUGUUGCUGGCUAAAUAGUUUUUCCCCCCUUUGUAAAUGGGACGUGCAUGUACCAACUUCUCAUGAAGAGAAUUGCGAGGGCUCAAACUCUGUUUGUGGAGUCCAUGUUCAGAAGUAGUUGAAAGUCAUUUCUUGUUAAAGUUGACUCAACUUUAAUAAUAAUCCUCAGACUGGCAAGUUGUAACACUUUGCAACUAGACUCCCAAAUCCUAAAUUGAUGGUUAAUGGUUUACGGUGUUUUUUUAUUCUGGAUUAUUAAGCAGCAGAUCAUGAAUAAUUGAUUCUUUUCUUUGUUUAAACAAGACAAUGAAUGUAUCAUUUCUGUUCCUGUCCGUCUCUCUGCAAUGGCCACAAAGAAACUACUUGAACCAGAUGUAAAUAAAAACCUCUCAAGAAACUUGAA
Gasterosteus aculeatus aculeatus (three-spined stickleback) is the source of this 2439-nucleotide messenger RNA. It is a transcript of the gene pdcd10a, whose product is annotated as programmed cell death 10a. The record is from RefSeq and is a predicted model, not a curated record. Gene Ontology annotation, cellular component: FAR/SIP/STRIPAK complex. Gene Ontology annotation, biological process: regulation of Golgi organization; positive regulation of MAP kinase activity. NCBI's taxonomy places the organism in Eukaryota, Metazoa, Chordata, Actinopteri, Perciformes, Gasterosteidae. Gene Ontology annotation, molecular function: protein kinase binding.